AUGGCAGCUUCAUCUCUCCUUCUCUUCCACAAACCCACCUGCAAUUUCUGUUUUGAUCCUUCCUCUGUUCCCGCUUUCAAAAAUUCCGCUCGAUUUCUUAGUUCGACCUCAAACUACGUCCCUUUGAAUCGGAGGAGAAUCUGGUCUGGCUCUGGUCGAAAAACUAUGGCCGAUUCAGCCAGAACCCAUGCUUGGAGUGACGGUAACAAUAACGACGGUGAAGAACGAUUUCAGACGCUAGAGCCAGACGCUUUCAUCAAUACUUCGUCGGAGCUCCAGAACGAUUUGGUCUCCGACACCGGUGGGAUCGAAGCCGUCGCUAAUCGUCUGAGCAAAUGGGUUGUAGCUGCUCUGUUUGGAUCCGUUCUGCUUCUACGACAUGACGGUGCUGCUUUGUGGGCUGUGAUUGGAUCGGUUUCAAAUUCUGCGCUUUCGGUAGCUCUGAAACGCAUACUUAACCAAGAGAGACCGGUUGCUACUUUGCGUUCUGAUCCUGGGAUGCCUUCUUCUCACGCCCAAUCCAUUUCUUUCAUCACUGUGUUUACUGUCUUGUCCGUUAUGGAGUGGCUUGGAACCAAUGAAAUCUCUCUGUUCCUUAGCGGCAUCAUCCUUGCACUGGGUUCUUACUUUACAUGGUUAAGGGUUUCCCAGAAGCUUCACACGACCAGUCAAGUGGUGGUAGGUGCAAUCUUGGGUGCUGCUUUCUCCACCUUAUGGUACAUAACUUGGAACUCACUUGUUCUUGAAGCUUUUGCCUCAUCAUUCUCAGUACAAGUAGCCGUCUUUAUGGUUGCUGCUGCAUCUGCUCUAGGUUUUGCAGUAUAUGUGCUACUUAACUGGUUUAAAGAUGACAGAUAA
Molecule: messenger RNA, 858 nt
Organism: Arabis nemorensis
Lineage: Eukaryota; Viridiplantae; Streptophyta; Magnoliopsida; Brassicales; Brassicaceae
Source: the annotation of a GenBank genome assembly